Sphaerulina musiva SO2202 is the source of this 1031-nucleotide messenger RNA. RefSeq names its product pyrimidine 5-nucleotidase. The coding region runs from base 28 to 741 and encodes 237 amino acids. Gene Ontology annotation, molecular function: nucleotidase activity. The record is from RefSeq and is a predicted model, not a curated record. Lineage: Eukaryota; Fungi; Ascomycota; Dothideomycetes; Mycosphaerellales; Mycosphaerellaceae. The transcript has a single exon. Gene Ontology annotation, biological process: pyrimidine nucleobase metabolic process; nucleotide catabolic process.
CAGUUUCUCGCUUGCUCCACGCACACCAUGGCUACUACUAAUGGCAUGGCGGACGCCGAGGACACACGUGCCGUCUUCUUCUUCGACAUCGAUAACUGCCUCUACACCAAAGCCUACAAGAUCCAUGAACACAUGUCUGUUCUCAUAGACAACUACUUUCAAUCACACUUGUCCAUGUCACGCGAAGACGCCACUAUGCUGCACCAAAGGUACUACAAAGAUUACGGUCUUGCGAUCGAGGGACUGGUACGCCACCACAGAGUCGACCCCUUGGAGUACAACGCCAAAGUGGACGAUGCAUUGCCUUUGGACGACAUCAUCAAGCCAGAUGACAAACUGCGAAGGCUGCUUGAAGAUAUUGAUCGACAGAGAAUCAAGCCGUGGCUGUUUACGAACGCCUACAUCAAUCACGCAAGGAAAGUUGUCAAGUUGCUUGGCGUGGAGGAUCUAUUCGAAGGCAUAACGUUUUGCGAUUACGGAGCCGAGAAGUUGUUAUGUAAACCCGAUCCUGCAAUGUUUGACAAAGCAAUGCGGGAGGCUGGGGUGGUGGAUCCUACGAGCUGUUACUACGUGGACGAUUCGGCGUUGAAUUGUGUUGGAGGGAAGAAAUAUGGCCUGAAGACGGUUCAUCUCGUGGAAGAGGGCUCGAGCUCACCGCCCGAGCCGGCGUGCGAUCAUCAAAUUAAGCAUCUGGAGGAGCUGAGAGCGCUGUUUCCUGAAGUGUUUAGGACGGGAUCUUGACUGCAAGAACUUGGAGUCAAGCGAACAACGAAGUACAUCGAUGUGGCUACCGACAAGCCGCAGCGACACAGGCAAUAUACGACAAGGCCAAGCAGUUUUGCUACGAGGUCAAACAGUGGUUGGCACAGGCAGAUGUCGACUCGAUCUCCAAAGACGGCAGUUGGCACGAUAAAUGUCGGAUCGACUCAGACUGUACCGGUUGAUGGCAUGCGGUAUCACAUUCCCAACCCGUGCUUGACCUCUCGCCCGGAGAAGGCACGACAACUACGACCAACUGUGGCACUUGCGAG